Messenger RNA from Rhinopithecus roxellana (golden snub-nosed monkey), 4888 nucleotides. RefSeq names its product sterol regulatory element binding transcription factor 1 (gene SREBF1). Gene Ontology annotation, biological process: regulation of transcription by RNA polymerase II. Gene Ontology annotation, cellular component: nucleus. Gene Ontology annotation, molecular function: RNA polymerase II cis-regulatory region sequence-specific DNA binding; DNA-binding transcription factor activity, RNA polymerase II-specific; protein dimerization activity. Lineage: Eukaryota; Metazoa; Chordata; Mammalia; Primates; Cercopithecidae. Bases 205 to 3648 code for a protein of 1147 amino acids. The transcript is spliced from 19 exons. The record is from RefSeq and is a predicted model, not a curated record.
UCGACCGCCCAGCGGAGCCGCGGCAGGGGGAACCCAGUUUCCGAAGAACUUUUCAAGGGCCCCGGGCCGCCUCCGAGGCCGGGGCAGGACACAAACUCGCGGAGCGGCGGCGGCAACUGCGAGCCGGGGCCGCGGCGGCGCUCCCUGGGAAGGACCGUACGAGGCGGCCGGCCCGGCGGGCCUCCCGGAGGAGGCGGCUGCGCCAUGGACGAGUCGCCCUUCAGCGAGGCGGCUUUGGAGCAGGCGCUGGGCGGGCCGUGCGAUCUGGACGCGGCGCUGCUGACCGACAUCGAAGACAUGCUUCAGCUUAUCAACAACCAAGACAGUGACUUCCCUGGCCUGUUUGACCCGCCCUAUGCUGGGAGUGGGGCAGGGGGCACAGACCCUGCCAGCCCUGAUACCAGCUCCCCAGGCAGCUUGUCUCCACCUCCUGCCACACUGAGCUCCUCUCUUGAAGACUUCCUGAGCGGGCCGAAGGCAGCACCCUCACCCCUGUCCCCUCCCCAGCCUGCACCCACUCCAUUGAAGAUGUACCCGUCCGUGCCCACUUUCUCCCCUGGGCCUGGUAUCAAGGAAGAGUCAGUGCCAUUGAGCAUCCUGCAGACCCCCACCCCGCAGCCCCUGCCAGGGGCCCUCCUGCCACAGAGCUUCCCGGCCCCAGCCCCAACGCAGUUCAGCUCCACCCCUGUGUUAGGCUACCCCAGCCCUCCGGGAGGCUUCUCUACAGGGAGCCCUCCUGGGAGCACCCAGCAGCCGCUGCCUGGCCUGCCACUGGCUUCCCCGCCAGGGGUCCCGCCCGUCUCCUUGCACACGCAGGUCCAGAGUGUGGCCCCCCAGCGGCUACUGACAGUCACAGCUGCCCCCACGGCAGCCCCUGCAACGACCACUGUGACCUCGCAGAUCCAGCAGGUCCCGGUCCUGCUGCAGCCCCACUUCAUCAAGGCAGACUCACUGCUUCUGACAGCCAUGAAGACAGACGGAGCCACUGUGAAGGCGGCGGGUCUCAGCCCCCUGGUCUCCGGCACCGCUGUGCAGACAGGGCCUUUGCCGACCUUGGUGAGUGGCGGAACCAUCUUGGCAACAGUCCCGCUGGUUGUAGAUGCGGACAAGCUACCUAUCAACCGGCUGGCGGCGGGCAGCAAGGCCCCGGUCUCAGCCCAGAGCCGUGGAGAGAAGCGCACAGCCCACAACGCCAUUGAAAAGCGCUACCGCUCCUCCAUCAACGACAAAAUCAUUGAGCUCAAGGAUCUGGUGGUGGGCACUGAGGCAAAGCUGAAUAAAUCUGCUGUCUUGCGCAAGGCCAUCGACUACAUUCGCUUUCUGCAACACAGCAACCAGAAACUCAAGCAGGAGAACCUAAGUCUGCGCACUGCUGUCCACAAAAGCAAAUCUCUGAAGGAUCUGGUGUCAGCCUGUGGCAGUGAAGGGAACACAGACGUGCUCAUGGAGGGCGUGAAGACUGAGGUGGAGGACACACUGACCCCACCCCCCUCGGAUGCCGGCUCGCCCUUCCAGAGCAGCCCCUUGUCCCUUGGCAGCAGGGGCAGUGGCAGCGGUGGCAGUGGCAGUGACUCGGAGCCUGACAGCCCAGUCUUCGAGGACAGCAAGGCAAAGCCAGAGCAGCGGCCGUCUCCGCACAGCCGGGGCAUGCUGGACCGCUCCCGCCUGGCCCUGUGCACGCUCGUCUUCCUCUGCCUGUCCUGCAACCCCUUGGCCUCCCUGCUGGGGGCCCGGGGGCUUCCCGGCCCCUCAGAUAUCACCAGCGUCUACCACAGCCCUGGGCGCAAUGUGCUGGGCACCGAGAGUAGAGAUGGACCUGGCUGGGCCCAGUGGCUGCUGCCCCCAGUGGUCUGGCUGCUCAAUGGGCUGCUGGUGCUGGUCUCCUUGGUGCUUCUCUUUGUCUACGGUGAGCCAGUCACGCGGCCGCACUCAGGCCCCGCCGUGCACUUCUGGAGGCAUCGCAAGCAGGCUGACCUGGACCUGGCCCGGGGGGACUUUGCCCAGGCUGCCCAGCAGCUGUGGCUGGCCCUGCGGGCACUGGGCCGGCCCCUGCCCACCUCCCACCUGGACCUGGCUUGUAGCCUCCUCUGGAACCUCAUCCGUCACCUGCUGCAGCGUCUCUGGGUGGGCCGCUGGCUGGCAGGCCGGGCGGGGGGCCUGCAGCGGGACUGUUCUCUGCGGGUGGAUGCUCGCGCCAGCGCCCGAGACGCAGCCCUGGUCUACCAUAAGCUGCACCAGCUGCACACCAUGGGGAAGUACACAGGCGGGCACCUCACUGCCACCAACCUGGCGCUGAGUGCCCUGAACCUGGCAGAGUGUGCAGGGGAUGCCGUGUCUGUGGCAACGCUGGCCGAGAUCUAUGUGGCAGCUGCAUUGAGAGUGAAGACCAGUCUCCCACGGACCUUGCAUUUUCUGACACGCUUCUUCCUGAGCAGUGCCCGCCAGGCCUGCCUGGCACAGAGUGGCUCAGUGCCUCCUGCCAUGCAGUGGCUCUGCCACCCCGUGGGCCACCGUUUCUUCGUGGAUGGGGACUGGGUCGUGCUCAGUACCCCACGGGAGACCCUGUACAGCUUGGCCGGUAACCCAGUGGACCCCCUGGCCCAGGUGACUCAGCUAUUCCGGGAACAUCUCUUGGAGCGAGCACUGAACUGUGUGACCCAGCCCAACCCCAGCCCUGGGUCAGCUGAUGGGGACAAGGAAUUCUCGGAUGCCCUCGGGUACCUGCAGCUGCUGAACAGCUGUUCUGAUGCCGCGGGGGCUCCUGCCUGCAGCUUCUCCAUCAGUUCCAGCAUGGCCACCACCACCGGCGUAGACCCGGUGGCCAAGUGGUGGGCCUCUCUGACAGCUGUGGUGAUCCACUGGCUGCGGCGGGACGAGGAGGCGGCUGAGCGGCUGUGCCCACUGGUGGAGCACCUGCCCCGGGUGCUGCAGGAGUCUGAGAGACCCCUGCCCAGGGCGGCUCUGCACUCCUUCAAGGCUGCCCGGGCCCUGCUGGGCUGUGCCAAGGCAGAGUCUGGUCCAGCCAGCCUGACCAUCUGUGAGAAGGCCAGUGGGUACCUGCAGGACAGCCUGGCUACCACACCAGCCAGCAGCUCCAUUGACAAGGCCGUGCAGCUGUUCCUGUGUGACCUGCUCCUUGUGGUACGCACCAGCCUGUGGCGGCAGCAGCAGCCCCCGGCCCCGGCCCCGGCAGCCCAGGGUGCCAGCAGCGGGCCUCAGGCUUCUGCCCUUGAGCUGCGUGGCUUCCAACGGGAUCUGAGCAGCUUGAGGCGACUGGCACAGAGCUUCCGGCCCGCCAUGCGGAGGGUGUUCCUACAUGAGGCCACGGCCCGGCUGAUGGCGGGGGCCAGCCCCACACGGACACACCAACUCCUCGACCGCAGUCUCAGGCGGCGGGCAGGCCCCGGUGGCAAAGGAGGCACGGUGGCGGAGCUGGAGCCGCGGCCCACGAGGCGGGAGCACGCGGAGGCCUUGCUGCUAGCCUCCUGCUACCUGCCCCCUGGCUUCCUGUCGGCGCCCGGGCAGCGCGUGGGCAUGCUGGCUGAGGCGGCGCGCACGCUCGAGAAGCUUGGCGAUCGCCGGCUGCUGCACGACUGUCAGCAGAUGCUCAUGCGCCUGGGCGGUGGGACCACUGUCACGUCCAGCUAGAACCCGUGUCCCCGCCCUCAGCACCCCUGUCUCUAGCCACUUCUGUCCCGUGCAGCUUCUGUCCUGUGUCGAAGCCCUGAAGGCCGAAGGCAGUGCGAGACCCUGGCCUCCACGGUUCACCCGCGGCUGCGCUGUCCCUUCGGGGUGGAAGGCCAGAGGGGCGCGAACCCGACCCUAAGACCGGCGGCCAUGAUGGUGCUGACCUCUGGUGGCCGAUCGGGGCACUGCAGGAGCCGAGCCGUUCGGGGCGGGGGGGCCCUCCUUGCUCUGCAGGCACCUUAGUGGCUUUUUUCCUCCUGUUUAGAGGGAAGAGAUGGGUACAUUUCCCUGCGCUGACGGAAGCCAACUUGGCUUUCCCGGACUGCAAGCGGGGCUCUGCCCCAGAGGCCUCUCUCUCCCUCGUGGGAAGACGUGUACAUAGUGUAGGUCAGCGUGCUCAGCCUCCUGACUUGAGGCUCCUGUGCUACUUUGCCUUUUGCAAACUUUAUUUUCAUAGAUUGAGAAGUUUUGUACAGAGUAUUAAAAAUGAAAUUAUUUAUAAUCUGGGUUUUGUGUCUUCAGCUGAUUGAUGUGCUGAGGAGUGAGAGUGCUUGGGCCCCAGCACCUAGGAAAAGGCUUCCCUCCCGCUCCGGCCACAAGGGACACAACUUAGCUCUUUUUGAUGUUAGUAGGGGGCGUGGGGAGGGCUGGCUGUAUGGCCUCCAGCUGACCGGUCCCCCUGUUCCCAGGGCACAUGUUUUGGGCUGUCAACCCUUAAGGCCUUGAUGGGCUCAGUUGUCCCUUCUCACCUCCCAGCUGUGUCCCCAUCAGGUCCCUGGGUGGUAUGGGAGGAUGGACUGUCCUCCAGGACCUGUUUGUUGUAUGACAGGAGCUACAGCUUGGGUCUCCCUGCAAGUCUGGCACGUCUCACCUCCCCCCAUCCUGUCCCCUGGUCCUCUCACAGCAAAGAAGCCUCCUCCCUCCUGACCCGCAGCCACACUGGAGAGGGGGCACAGGGGCGGAGAGGUUUCCUGUUCUGUGAAGGGCAGGCUCUCUGACUCCAUUCAUGCCCCCCUGAGCCCUUCCCUUCAUUCCCAUUCCCCAACCUAAAGACUGGCCCGGCUCCCAGCUGAAUCUGGUCGGAAUCCACGGGCUGCAGAUUUUCCAAAACAAUCGUUGUAUCUUUAUUGACUUUUUUUUUUUUUUUCUGAAUGCAAUGACUGUUUUUUACUCUUAAGGAAAAUAAACAUCUUUUAGAAAC